Messenger RNA from Lagenorhynchus albirostris (white-beaked dolphin), 2144 nucleotides. RefSeq names its product potassium two pore domain channel subfamily K member 1 (gene KCNK1). Bases 40 to 1419 code for a protein of 459 amino acids. Gene Ontology annotation, cellular component: membrane. The record is from RefSeq and is a predicted model, not a curated record. Gene Ontology annotation, biological process: stabilization of membrane potential; potassium ion transmembrane transport. Lineage: Eukaryota; Metazoa; Chordata; Mammalia; Artiodactyla; Delphinidae. The transcript is spliced from 6 exons. Gene Ontology annotation, molecular function: potassium ion leak channel activity.
AAAGAUCUGAUUGAUUCAGAAAGUUAACGCAACGUGUGGAUGCCCCUUCUCUUCCUAUCCAAGGAUGCCAGCACAGCUGAAGGACUUAAAAGAAAACAGACUGAGGUCUCCCAAAGAAGAGGAAAUGCUACCAGAAGACUCCCUCUGCACUCAAGUCACAACAGCAACUGUUCUCCGGGUCUCCAGCCUGCCAGCCUACCCUGCAGAUUUUGGACUUGCCCACUGGUGCAAUCACGUUCCAGGUGCCUUCCAGCCCUGAGAUUCCGGUCUUUUCACCAUCAUCACUGGCACCAGAUUGCUCAACCCGCUCCGCCCACAAACAGGAAAAGAAGGGCGAAGAAGCUCUCCGGAGCGGGCGGGCGGCGGGCCGGUCUGCGGCGCGGGCCUCGCGGCCGGGCGGCGGAGAAGAUGCUGCAGUCCCUGGCCGGCAGCUCGUGCGUGCGCCUGGUGGAGCGGCACCGCUCGGCCUGGUGCUUCGGCUUCCUGGUGCUCGGCUACCUGCUCUACCUGGUCUUCGGCGCUGUGGUCUUCUCGUCGGUGGAGCUGCCCUACGAGGACCUGCUGCGCCAGGAGCUGCGCAAGCUGAAGCGGCGCUUCCUGGAGGAGCACGAGUGCCUGUCCGAGCCGCAGCUCGAGCAGUUCCUGGGCCGGGUGCUGGAGGCCAGCAACUAUGGCGUGUCGGUGCUCAGCAACGCCUCGGGCAACUGGAACUGGGACUUCACCUCCGCGCUCUUCUUCGCCAGCACCGUGCUCUCCACCACAGGUUAUGGCCACACUGUGCCCCUGUCCGACGGGGGCAAGGCCUUCUGCAUCAUCUACUCGGUCAUCGGCAUCCCUUUCACCCUCCUGUUCCUGACAGCAGUGGUCCAGCGUGUCACCAUCCAUGUCACCCGCAGGCCAGUCCUCUACUUCCACGUCCGCUGGGGCUUCUCCAAGCAGGCGGUGGCCAUCGUGCACGCUGUCCUUCUCGGCGUGAUCACUGUGUCCUGCUUCUUCUUCAUCCCGGCCGCGGUGUUCUCCCUCCUAGAGGAUGACUGGAACUUCCUGGAAUCCUUUUACUUCUGCUUCAUCUCCCUGAGCACCAUUGGCCUCGGGGAUUAUGUUCCCGGAGAGGGCUAUAAUCAAAAAUUCAGGGAGCUCUACAAGAUUGGGAUCACGUGUUACCUGCUUCUUGGUCUUAUUGCCAUGUUGGUGGUUCUGGAAACCUUCUGUGAGCUCCACGAGCUGAAGAAGUUCAGAAAAAUGUUCUAUGUGAAGAAAGACAAGGAGGAGGAUCAAGUGCACAUCAUAGAGCACGACCAGAUGUCCUUCUCCUCCAUCACGGACCAAGCGGCCAGCGUGAAGGAGGACCAGAAGCAGGAUGAGCCUUUUGUGCCCCCCCAGUCACCGGCCUUUGCCGACGGUGCCGCGAACCAGUAGGCUUAGGGCUUUGCCGCGCCGUCCCAGAGCGCAGGCUCCGGGCAGUGGGCGGAGGCUUCACUUUGCUCAUUUUGAUGAGUAUGUAAAAGCCAAGGUGACAUUUUAACAAAUAUCUACUGUCUGCAAGAUUUUUUGCAUAAUGGAGCAAAGGAAGCUUUUUCUCUGGAGGACUGUCUUAAAUCCGAGAAAAUGGGGUCUGUACCCGUCAUUCAUAUGUGACAAAAUUAUCUCGACUUUACUAAUAGGUGAACAACACUUGAAGCAGGGUGCCUCUGUGGAGAGAAGCAGAUUUUAUACUUUUCGUUGGGGACUUUGGGAUUUGCAUUUAAAUCAUUUAGCUGAUGGUUAAAUGGCAACAUUUAUAUUUAAAAGCAAAAAAGAAAAGCAUAGAGAUGUGUCUUACAAAUAAGUUUAUGUGUACUGGUUUGCAUGUGCCCAUCUAAAAUCAUUAUUUUUGUAGACUCUAAGUUAAACCUACUAUUUAUAAUGACUAGAUAACCAUUAACUGUGUACAUAUAAAGUAUAAAUAUGUUUAUAUCCUGUACAUACGGUUUAGGUCACCGGAUCCCAGCACACUUCUUAACCCAAGACUGUAGAGAUUUUCCCUUUUGAUUUCUCUUUAUACUGAAGAAUCAAAAGUUGCUGCAAUAAAAUAAGGGGAAUAACACACUUAAGAAUGAAUUACUUUAGUAUUCUGCUACAAUAAAUGUUUCUACCCUCUCGCA